Molecule: messenger RNA, 855 nt
Organism: Chlorella variabilis
Lineage: Eukaryota; Viridiplantae; Chlorophyta; Trebouxiophyceae; Chlorellales; Chlorellaceae
Exons: 5
Coding region: 1-855 (284 amino acids)
Biological process (GO): translational initiation
Cellular component (GO): eukaryotic translation initiation factor 3 complex, eIF3m
Molecular function (GO): metallopeptidase activity; translation initiation factor activity; translation initiation factor binding
Source: RefSeq, a predicted model, not a curated record
AUGGCGCCCACGCCUCUCACCCUGGCUGUGGGGCCCACAGAGAACAGCGUGAGGGUGCAUCCGGUGGUGCUCUUCACCAUCACCGAUGCCUUUCUGCGGCGCAAGGAGGAGCAGGAGCGCGUGAUUGGCACGCUGCUGGGCACAAUUGCCGAUGGCGUGGUGGAGGUGAAGAACUGCUAUGCUGUGCCGCACAGCGAGAGCCAUGACCAGGUGGCGCUGGAUGUGCAGCACCACCACACCAUGGCGGCCCUGCAGCACCGCGUCAACUCGCGGGAGCAGAUUGUGGGCUGGUUCUCCACCGGCGACCCCGACGCCUCCCGCUCCCGCGACGCCCUCAUCCAUUCCUUCUACGGCAACGAGUGCCCCAACCCGGUGCACCUGGCGCUGGACACGAGCGGGCAGGGCGGCACCAUGAGCGUGCGGGCGUUUGUGUCGUGCGCGCUGUCCAUCGGUGGGCGAGAGCUGGCGCGCGAGUUCUCAGAGGUGGACUGCGAAGUGCGCAGCACCGAGGCGGAGCGCGUGGGCGUGGACCUGCUCAGCACUGAGCUGCAGGAGAAGCUUCCGGGCGACAUGGAGGGGCUGGCGGACUCGUUUGAGCGGCUGCAGCAGAGCUUGCAACAAGCGCAGGACUAUGUGGAUGCGGUGGUGGCGGGCAAGCGGAAGGGCAACACCGCAAUUGGGCGAUACUUGGCAGAGACGGUGGCGGCGGUGCCGCACUUUGGGCGGGAGGAGUUUGAGCGCAUGCUAACGGACCAGCAGAACGACUGCACGCUCGUCCUGUUCCUCUCCAAGCUCAUCCAGGCGCACCUGGCGCUUGCCGACAAGCUUGGCACCAUGCAGCUGCCGCUCCUCUGA